AUUGAGACUUGGGGGGGGGGGGGGGGUAUACAAAUUCAAUCCUCUCUGCUAAUGUCAGGAGUCUUCUGACCGAAAGAAAUGAGAUCCUGGAAGAUAUACUUCAAUCAAUUACUUAAUCAAACGUCUAAUGUAGACAGCUCAGCCCUUGCCUCAGCAUGUUACUCUACAUAACUUCAUCAUCAUCAUCAUCAUCAGGCUGUUCAUUACCGAAGAUGACUGACUGAAUUGAGCUACAGACUUUUCGCAGACAGGCUGUCAUGUGGACUUUGAGACCACCUUGGGAUUUGCAGAAAAGCUGACAUCUGUUGCAUUGCCUACUGCUUGAACUAGCUGUUGAAUAUCGACGACCAUGUGCACGUUGCUGUCACCACAGUGAAGUCGGUGGAUGGGAGGCUACUCACGGACCUUGAAGAUAUCAAGACUAGAUGGAAGGAGCACUUCAGUAACUUAUUUAACCAAGUGGGAUCUGCACAGGCAGAUGCAUGUCAGCAGCUGAAGAAGAAACCAAAAUUGAAUGAGGUGUGUGGAGAAUUCUGCAUGGAGGAACUGCAGAAUGCUCUCAAGUGCUUAACAAGUGGUAAAGCACCUGGACUCGAUGGUAUUCCUUCAGAAAAUGGUGGAGUAAUGCAUGAAGCUCUAUUAUAGUUAUUCAACUGUCAACCGUGAGACCUUGUGGAAGGUUCUGGAACCUCAUGGAUGAAUUGACAUCAACUGGAUUUUGUUCUGUACAGGACGUUCUGUUUUGAGUGUGGGAAAAGUCCUGGAGCGAUGGAAUGUACAAAACUUAGGCGAUCUUUGAAAGAAGUUCGACAUGGGGUAAUAAUCCUAAGAUGAAACAAACCCAUGGGUCUAAUGGUAUUGCCGCCAAUUUCUUUUUCAGAAAGACGUGAACAAUAUCUUGAGUCCACUAUACAGUUUGCCCCAAGCCAUCUAGUAGUAAAGCAAGCAAGAUUUAAAGACGCUUGUGACAUCCCUAUUUGCAAAAGAGGAAAUAAGCAGGAUUGUGGUAAUCAUCGUGGUAUCCAAAGCCCAAUAAAACCCUAAAUGGUCAACCACUCGAGGAAGUAAACGCUUGACAUACAUUGGAUCACCAUCUACGUUAACAACAGCCGGGACACUGUGUGAAAACGACUAAGCAUCCCCCUUCAAAGAAAACGUAAGGUCUAUCACGGCAACUCCGCUGGAAUGGCCACCUGAUUCGUAUGGAUGAUUCCAGACUCUUUGAAUACGUCUUUUACGACAAACUACAACAAGGAAAAAGAAAGGUUGGAAGGGCCAACGCUGCGGUGGUAUGACUAGGUUAACUUACAAUUUUCUCUUUUUAAUUUCUGGGUGGAAGAAGGCAUAAUCGUUUUAUCUGGCAAUACCGUAUUGCCAGGGCCUCGCAGGACUACAGAACAACGUUUGGAGAGAGCUACGACUGCGGCUUUAAGACUGUGUUAACUUACAACAUUUUUUUUUUUUUUGGAAGGAAGAAGGCAUUGUUUUAUCUGAAAAUGUCGAAUUAACAGGGCUGUCAGGGCUACUGAACAACGUUUGGAGUGAGAAACAACUGAACACAGUAACCGUCAAACAUACUGUUCUACCUCCAACAAUGGCUGUGCCACUCAACACCCAUUCCGCUACCAAUACUGUGGUAGAUUCUGUCCUUCCCACAUUUGGCUCGUGUUCUGCAAGAGGGGAGUCGCAGUCGUCAUACUCUUGAGUGACAGCCAAUCAUGUACUCGUGGCAUGACGCAUACAGCGUCACGUGAUAUCAAAUUGAUUUAUAAACACGAAGAGGAAGACGUAUAGGCACACAUCCCCUAAGCAAAGAACGCCGCCACAAGCACGUAGAAAUGAAUCUCAGCUUUGAAGACGCUCCCGCCCGGUCUCACAUGGACGACGACCUUAUUAAGUGGAGAUGUAACAAACCUAAUUAUGAAGUUGUCAAUAAGCUUUACCUAAAGGAAAGAUCAAAGACCCACAAACCCAACUCUGUGGAGAAGAAAAUUGAGAAUUUAAUGAAGACCUUCGAGAUGGAGUUAACAAAUAAGAAGAAUCCCAAAGAAUGGAAAAGUGUCGCAUACGACGUUUUUAAAAUGCAGAUAAAUGGUGGGAAAUACUUCAGCGCAGACGAGCUUGCAGACGUCGGUAGCUACAACGUGCUUUUGGCCGAUGCACCGCUGUACAAAACAACAGAUGAAAAGCAGGAGAUCCUUCAUGGGCAGUAUAAAGAAGCCUUUCCUGGUGGUUUUGCCUGGGAGGUGCUAGAGGUUAUCUCAGGUCCGCCUGUGGUAACGUUUACUUGGCGGCACUGGGCCAGAUGGACCGGACCUUUCAAGGGGGUGUCGCCCUCUGGCGAGAGGGUUGAAAUGAAAGGCUGCGCCAUCGCUACUGUGAAUGAAAACCUGCAGGUUGAAGAGCUGAAAGUCUACUACGAUCCUAACCCCAUUCUGGCCACUUUACUGAAACUGAACACAGGGACAGAUGAGGGAGCCACCAGAUGCCCCUUCCACAAGAGUAUGAAGUGAAAGUGUGCUACGUGUACUUGAAGCAGGAAGAAUCACGCGAUAAGAAUUUUGCUUUGUUUGACUAUAUGACUGCAUAAACUUGCCCUCUUAAUCCAUAUAAAAGUAAAGCACUGUUGAGACCGAACGAUAAGUUUGAAUAUUGAUGUAAACUUUUGAUGCUUAUGUCUUCGUUCCUGUUUGGUUCGAAAUGUUAUUCAUUGUUUCUAAAUUGAAACAAUAUUGUGAAGUAGGUGUUGUUAGCUCCUUCUAAGGCAAUAAGUCAGAGUGUGGUUUAUUUUAUUCUGUUAUUUUCAUCAUUUAUACAGAAAAGCAAAAACUCUGUUAAAGCUUAUGAAUAUUUAGAAUAUAAUACUUACCUCAGCUGUGUAUCUUAAACAAUUCUAAAUGCACCCAAAGUAAUUUGAAUAAACAAUCAGUUAUGAUUCAGAACCAGAAGAAAUGGACUCGAUUUUAAAAAGUUAGAGAAUACAUAUAUCUAGGGCCUAGGCUGCG
This is a messenger RNA of Lingula anatina, 3005 nucleotides long. RefSeq lists its product as uncharacterized. Lineage: Eukaryota; Metazoa; Brachiopoda; Lingulata; Lingulida; Lingulidae. The record is from RefSeq and is a predicted model, not a curated record.